Mytilus trossulus (common blue mussel) is the source of this 5481-nucleotide messenger RNA. RefSeq names its product gephyrin-like. The coding region runs from base 72 to 2864 and encodes 930 amino acids. Gene Ontology annotation, molecular function: molybdopterin molybdotransferase activity. Gene Ontology annotation, cellular component: cytoplasm; postsynaptic membrane; cytosol. The record is from RefSeq and is a predicted model, not a curated record. Gene Ontology annotation, biological process: establishment of synaptic specificity at neuromuscular junction; molybdenum incorporation into molybdenum-molybdopterin complex; Mo-molybdopterin cofactor biosynthetic process. The transcript is spliced from 10 exons. Lineage: Eukaryota; Metazoa; Mollusca; Bivalvia; Mytilida; Mytilidae.
UUAUUACUUUUCCGCAUUAGUUUUGUAAAUUAUAGUUUCAACUGGCACCGGGAAGAAAAUCGUAAAUAAAAAUGAGCGAAAAACUAACAACUAGUAUGCUGAGUAUAGGAAUAUUAACAGUUAGUGACAGUUGUUCAGAAAAUAGAGCUGAAGAUAGAAGUGGUACCAAUCUUUGUCGGCUUAUAAGGGAAGAAAAUCUAAUAAAUGGAUCUGUAGCAGUGAGAGAAAUUGUAUCUGAUGAUGCUGAUAAAAUAAAGAACAAACUUAUGGACUGGUCUGAUGUUAAGAAGUUGAAUCUGAUUUUGACAACUGGUGGAACAGGAUUUUCUCAGAGAGAUGUCACUCCUGAGGCAACUAAAGCUAUUCUUGAGAAGGAAGCUAUUGGUAUUACUAUAGCCAUGAUUACACAGUCCUUACAAGUAACAAAACUUGCCAUGCUAUCAAGACUUGUAUGUGGUAGUCGAGGUCAGAGUCUUAUUAUAAAUCUUCCUGGAAGCGUAAAAGGUUCAGAGGAAUGUUUUAGGUUUGCCCUCCCUGGAAUAACACAUGCUGUUGACCUACUGAAAGACAAUUCUUCACAGAUAAAAGAAACACAUACUCAUCUACAAAGUAAAGGUGUUCAUCAGGACACAAAACAGUUGAAGAUAGCCCAUGUAAUUGUGGAGGAAAAGCGGCAUUUGGACAUUGCCAGCAGUGUCUUACAGAAAUACUCAAAACAAUUUCCUAAACCACGGAAGAAAAAGUCAAAACAUCAGAGAAAGUUUAUCGGAGUUAUGGUAAGGCACAGCUUGAAGGAAAAUGAGAGAAUUCAAGCAAAUUUUGAUGACUGCAAUCAUAGAAACAUUGUUGAACAACACAUUGUUGACCAACCCACUGUUGAACAACCCACUGUUGAACAAACUUACCCUGAGGAAGAGCAGAAUAUGAACUCUCAGAUAUAUGAGGCAGUGAAAAUUUCAUCACCUCCAAAAACGAACUUUGAAAGGGAAAAUUCUAUAGAUUUUGUAAACACAGAGUCUUUAGAUCUACCUGAAAUUGAAAAUAUACCUAGCGUUGAAGAAGCUGAAAUACAGUUGAUACAAAAAAUGUAUUGUGAUCAAGUCAAUAAACAAAGUGGAUUUUCAAAUUCUGCUGAUAUUUCAAACCAAAGUGAACAACAUCCACAUUUAGUUUUAAAUGGAUUAGUGAUGGAUAUUAAUAAUUUGAAUCAAACAUCUAAUCAUAUUGAAUCAAAUGAAUCAGUAGUCAGUCAUUUGAAUCAGUUAUCCAAUCAGAUUGUUUUGGAUGAAUCGAUGAUUGUUAGUAAUGUGGUUCAGCCUUCUUCGAACCUGACCAUUUUGAAUGAAUCAGUUAUUGAUGGAAACAAUAUGAAUCAUUUGUCGACCAAUCAAAACAUUUUGAAUGAUUCAAUGAUUAUCCAUGAUGCACAAGGGAUUCCAUCAAUAGAAAUCCAACAGAAGCACUUGUCAUGGAGUAAUGGAAUUGAAAGUAUGGGUAAUUCUGAUAGCAUUUUAUAUAUUGAUGAAAUAUUAGAUGAAAAUGUCAAUAAUAUAGAUGAUAAUGCAGAUGAUAAUGCAGAUGGAAAUAGUAAUGACGAUUUAGUAUGUCAAGAGUCUGUUGGUGUUCAGGCUGAUUUAAGUGAUAGUAAUGAAAUGGUUCAUUAUUCUGAAUCAGAAGAUGAAAACCCUGUUAAAAAAGAUAUUAGUAUUUAUGACAUGGAUUCAGACUCAUUAACAGACAAAAUUACUCUUCCAAAGUCAUACAGGAAAAUGGGAGAAUUUAAAUUGAAGUCUGUUCCGUCAAGACCUUUUAGUUCAUUUAGCACAGCUAAAAAUCAACAGGGUGCAUUUAAAAGGAAUGAACAGCAUGGUAUUAUCAAAACAACUGAACAAGAUGGUGUUUUUAAAAAGCCAUUGAAUAAUACAAAACUAUCAAAACGAAAGGGUUGUGUUGAAACUGUUAAAUGUGAGGUGGGCAAAGGUAUUCAUAAGUUUUUUGCUAAACAUCAUAAAAUAAGAGGGAUUUACUUAAACAAAGGAAAGAGACAUGUUAAAAAGGAUCUUGUUGUUUUAAAAAGGCAGGAUUCAGCUGUAGACCAGGGAAGCUGGAAAAGAGGAAAUUUUAUACAUGAUAGAAAUAGGUUGGACGAUUAUUUUGAGUUGACAGAAGAAGGACAAAGGAAAAGAACAAUGUUAGAUAAAAAGAUGAUACGUGAUGAGUAUGUCGUGAACUGGUACUUAUUUUGUCCUGGUCAUGGAAACUGUAAACGAAACUGUGGUGGUUAUGGCAAAUGCAUCCAAGGCUGUAAAGGUAUGGCACAUAAACAGGAUAGACACAACUGUAGUGUUAUGGUUAAUAUGAAGUUAUAUCUGAGUAAUUUGAAUCACUGGCAGAUUCAGGUCAAAGGUGAUCAUGUAGAAGAUGGAGUGUUGUGGACUUUACCCCCAGGACAAAGAAUAAAUGAAGUGACAAGGGACCAAAUUAUUUCUACGUAUUCUAGUGAGAAGCCAGAAGAUCCAGAGGAAGGGAUAAUCAAAAUUUUGCCAUUUGAUAAUGAGAGGAAAAGAUAUUCUAGAUACAUGGCCAGUAUGAAAAGGAGGCGCAAAAUGAAGACUUACAAUGCAAGAAACGAGUUUGAAAAUUUAGAACAAGAUCAAGCUAAUAGUGAUUCAAUAGAACCCUCAGCCUUACGUGAUAACGCAGAAGUUAAUGUGUCACAUGUAUACACUUAUACUACACAUAAAUUGGCAGAUUCUGUAGGACCAAUAACAGACAUUGUUAGCCCACAAUGUCUUAGCCAGGAGACAAUCAUAUAUGCUGAAACACCGUCAAUCAGCAACAACUAUCAAUAUACUAUAAUAUGAUGUAAUCCCUAUGCACUGGAAAAUCUAGUGGCAAAAUAUUACCUCACCUUCAAACGCUGAAAAAUUUUAUUCAUCAAUGUUUCCCAUUUUCUUUGCAAGGACACUUCUUAUUAUAAAUUCACAACAAAGCAUUCUGGAAAAGAGUAAUGAUGGAAAGAAUGAAAAUAAAAACUGAAUUUCCAAAUAAUCUUAUCAUUAACCUCUCAAUAUAGUAAGGAAUGAAGAUUGCAGGCUAUAGGUUUGUGUAAAAUUGGUUAAAAAUGUUGUUUGUGGAAAAAUUUCUCACAAACAACCCCUAUUUAUUUUCUAUUGGCUAUGAAGAGGGGGACUUUAGAUUUGCACUCUUUCUGUCUGUCUGUCUGUCUGUCAAAAAACAAAUCGUGCAUCUUACACUAGAAUUUAAAUCAUCCAACAUCCAAUGGAUUUAAUGUAAAGAUGUCAUAAACAGUCAGAGAAAACAUAACUUUAUGCAAUGUUCAGAUACAGGUAUUGACAAGUUGUAGAUCAAUGAAUGUUCAGAUGAAUAUAAAAAUAAUAUUUAGUUUGAUUUCAAUUUACUGAUAAAAAAAUCAAUAUAGGUACAACCAAACUUCAAAUAAAAUCUUCAUAUCUAUAGAUGAAUUCAGUAAAGGUUUUAAGUAAUUUGUAGAACAACACCAUCCAAAAAAGGAAGGAAUAUUAACAAUUUUUUAGCCUGUCAAUGCUUCUGCAAUAAGGAUUCAUUCAUUCAAACAAUAGGGAUGGAAAAUAGUACCUUUUGUUUUCAAUUUUAGUGUAGAGUUUUCUUGUGUAAAACUGGAAUAUCUAAAUCUACAGUUAUUACCAUUUUUAUUUUAUUUAUAAAAAGUAAUUUCCUGUGUGAACGUUUUGAUAUUGUACUUGUCUGGCAGGUUUUAUCUGAUCUUUACCUCAUUUUCAUGGUUCAUUGGUCAAUAUUAAAUAUUUGUAUUUUGUUCUGUUUUUUGAGAUUCUAUAAACAAUAGGUCAAGAGGCUCUUUUCAUAUUACCAAUUUUUAUAUCCAGAUUAUAUAAUUUUACAACAGUUUUCUACUCUGUGGUAGGACUUUUUUAUACUCUGUCAAGUAAGAGCUACCAAAAGAAGUAUCCUUAGUAUGAGCAUCAUUUUGUGCUAGGAUAUCAAUGAUAUAAGAUAAGAAGCUAUUCCAAAUUGAUUCCAGGUGUUUUAACAUUAAAAACAUAAGUAACAACUUGCAAUCUGUUUACAUCACACAUAUUUUUAGAAAUAACUUUUGUACAAAAAUUGAUAUUUAUGCUAUUCAAAGUUGUUUCUUUGUGUCAAAAAUAGAUUUAAAGAAAAAUUAAAAGUAAGGGAUAGAUGUCUUCUAAUAAAAGGAUUUCAACUGAUAUAUAGAUGUAAUAAGUUAUUUAAAAUUGAUUGAAGGUGCCAAAAAAUAAAACAAAUGGUAUCAACUUACUUUUUGUUUUUAAAAAUCACAAAUAUUGAGAAAUUCUUUUUAUGAUAGGAUUUCAACCAAAAUAUGAUUUGAAGAAAAAUCUGUUUUUGCCAGGAUUUCAAUGGUAAUUAAUAUCCUUGUACAAUUUGCUUUUCCAAAAUGGUUUUCUUUGUUGCCCACCAUUUAUUAAACUGCACACACAAAAUAUUUCUAAUUCUCAGCACCCUUGCCACCUUCCUAAAAAUCAAAUCCUGGAUUGGUGCCUGUAUAGCCCGAUGUUCUGUUGCAAUUCUUUAUUCAUGAGCAUUAAAGUAACCGACCAUAAACAUGUAAUUUAGUGAUAAGAAUUUAGAUCUUUGUGUGCAGUUUUUCAUUACUUCUUAUUUGUACUAAAUCUGUAUGAAAGAUAAAGACAAUAAUCAUUACUUAAAAACAACUCUAAAUCAAGAAGAUGAGCAAUUUUUCGUAUUUAUAUGGAAGCAUAUUUUCUUUAUUGAUUUACAUGAGGCGAGUUAUCUAGUUAAAAGUACAGCAAUGUAAUCUGAUAAUUAUUUUGUAUAUUCAUAUGUACUUAAAUCAUGCUGUAUUAUCAGACAUGUCUAAUAUUCAAACAAAUUUCAUUAAAUAUCAGAAUUACAUAUGUUAUUGGUUCUAGAAGGUGAUAUGUCAUAUAAUUAAGUUAAUAUUUCUUGUAAUGUUUGAAGUUAUCAUUUCCAAUUAUACUUAAACUUGAUUUGGCUUCAUUCUAUUUCUAUAGUAUCUUACUUCUCUAAUUAACAUUUAAAUUUGAUUCCUUCAAAUAAAGCUUAGUAAAAGCAAUAAAGAAUCAGAGGAGGUGGCUGAUUUACUUUUUGAUACAGUUAAAAGGAGGACUUAUUGUUAUCUUUGUAGACAUUUUGCUAACAUAUUACAAUUAACAGAGUAUAUGUAGACUUUUAGGUAACAUGAGAAUUAACAGACUUUGGAAAACACCAUUUCUUCAUUAAUUACAGAAUAAUGUUUUAUUAUACAUCAAAAGAAUUUAUAUAUAGGAAAUAGAUCCAGGUUUGACAUAUAUAUCCUAUACUAUAAAUAAGGUCGGAGUCUAGUCUUAUUAUUCAAUGUAAUGGUAUAUUUUAAGGUUUAUUGUUUGUGUUACCUGCUGUUGCCUAGCUGGUUACAUGUUUUAAUGUUUUAUCUCUUCAAUAAAUAUGAUGACUGGA